Messenger RNA from Effrenium voratum, 831 nucleotides. The record is from the annotation of a GenBank genome assembly. Lineage: Eukaryota; Dinophyceae; Suessiales; Symbiodiniaceae.
AUGGUUUCCGUUUUCGUGCAGAUGGGCAAGGUGACCCACAGUGACGCGAGCACGUCUGCAGAGUCUCCGCGCUCCACUGCUUCGACUGAGUUGCACGAGGAAGUUGAGGAGAUAUGCUCUUGCAACGUGGUCGUGAGGAGUACUUUUAUUGACUUUGAUGAUGCAAGCAUGGCUCGCUGCUACAGGAAGCUCCGGCGCUUCGUGACGGAUAGCGUUCUGGUAGGAGUCUUGGAUGUACCGGCAGUGUACGAGCCAGGCAAGUUCAGUGACCAGCAAGAUGACGAAGCUCGAAGGCGCACUGCCAAAGCGGCAACGCAGGAAGCGCAGGGCAGGGUUGUGGUUGAAGAGCCCACAAUCAAGCCUGCAGAUGCCGGGCGUGAUGCCCCUAAACAGAGUGUGCCAGCUGAGAGGACCACUGUGAUGCUGCGCAAUGUUCCCAACAACUACACUCGCGAGAUGCUUCUCACUUUGCUUGAUGAGCAAGGUCUGGCAGGGUGCUAUGACUUUGUGUAUCUGCCCUGCGACUUCUACCGUGCCGCAAAUCUCGGCUAUGCCUUUGUAAAUAUGGUGGAUGGUAUUUCCGUGGAUGCUGUUUGGAAGGCGCUGGAUGGGUUCUCGGAAUGGUCGAUGGCAACGAGCAAGGUCUGCCAAGUGGGCUGGAGUGGUCCACACCAAGGAUUCAAAGCUCACGUAGAUCGGUACCGAAACAGCCCAGUGAUGCACAAGAGCGUUCCUGACGAGUACAAGCCUGUUAUUUUGAAGGAUGGCCGGCGCAAGUCCUUCCCUCGGCCGACCAAGAAGGUCAAAGCGCCUUCAGGCGCUUGCAAGUGA